Molecule: messenger RNA, 1803 nt
Organism: Exophiala dermatitidis NIH/UT8656
Lineage: Eukaryota; Fungi; Ascomycota; Eurotiomycetes; Chaetothyriales; Herpotrichiellaceae
Product: alpha-glucosidase
Exons: 1
Coding region: 1-1803 (600 amino acids)
Biological process (GO): oligosaccharide catabolic process
Molecular function (GO): alpha-amylase activity
Source: RefSeq, a predicted model, not a curated record
AUGGCGGUCUCAGGGAACGAAGCCGACACGAAAAUGACAUCCUGCAGUCUGUUCCCCUGGUGGAAGGAAGCCACAAUCUACCAGGUUUAUCCCGCAAGCUUCAAGGACUCCAAUGCAGACGGAUGGGGUGAUAUACCUGGGAUCAUCACCAAGUUAGACUAUUUACGCGAACUAGGCGUGGAUGUCGUCUGGCUGUCACCCAUAUUUGAAAGCCCGCAGGCUGAUAUGGGAUACGAUGUGUCGGACUACCAAAAGGUAUACGCACGGUAUGGUACGGUCGAAGAUGUUGGCCGUUUGAUCGAGGGUUGCCACUCCCGAGGCAUGAGGCUUAUACUGGAUCUGGUGGUCAAUCAUACUUCCAUAGAACACGAGUGGUUCAAGGAGUCAAGGUCAUCAAAGAGCAGCUCAAAACGAGAUUGGUAUAUCUGGAAGCCCGCCCGGUUCGAUGAAGGUGGAAACCGCAAGCCGCCCACCAAUUGGAGGAGCUAUUUUGCCGGAAGUACGUGGACGUGGGAUGAGACAGCCGGGGAGUACUAUCUUCACCUGUACUCACCAGACCAGCCGGACCUGAAUUGGGAGAACGAGACCUGUCGCAAGGCGAUAUACGACACCGCCAUGCGGUUCUGGCUCGAUCGUGGCGUGGACGGCUUCCGUAUCGAUACGGUCAACAAGUACAGCAAGCGAACGGAUUUUGUGGAUGCAGAGGUAACCGAUCCUCACAAUGAGUGGCAGCCUGCCUCUGAGAUGUGGUGCAAUGGACCAAGAAUCCACGAGUUCCUCCAAGAAAUGAACCUAGAAGUGCUGGACCACUAUGAUGCGGUGACCGUGGGUGAGUUGGCAGAGACGCCAGAUCCCAAGGCUGUGCUUGAAUUUGUGGAUGUUGCCGCAGGUGAAUUGAAUAUGGUCUUCCAGGCCGACAUAAUGCGCCUAGGAAUGGGUGACGGCUUUGGAGGCAAAUACGACAUCAAAUCCUGGACAUUGCCUGAAUUGAAGACUUUAGUGGAACGGUGGCAACAGUUCAUUGAAGGCACCAGAGGCUGGACUACGGUCUUCUGUGAGAACCAUGACAGUGGGAGAGCCGUUUCAAGGUUCGGCAACGACGUCCCAGAGUAUCGAACGGCAUCUGCCAGAUUGAUCGCUCUGUGGCAGGCGACACUGACAGGGACGCUGUUUUUGUACCAGGGCCAGGAGAUCGGCAUGACCAACAUUCCGAGAACAUGGCCUAUCGACGAGUACAAAGAUGUCGAAAGCAAUAACUUCUAUCGUGAAGCCGAGUUGCGUGGCAAUGAUGACUCGAAAGAGAAAAUAACGGCCGGCCUUCAGCUUCUUGCGCGAGACCAUUCCCGGUUGCCAUUCCAGUGGGACACGUCUGCACAUGCAGGCUUUACCGCUGCGGAAGCAAUACCAUGGAUGAAAGUGCACGACAAUUACCACGAGGUCAAUGUGGCAAAGCAGAUCGAUGAUCCUUCGAGUGUCUUGACGUUUUACAAGCAGAUGUUGCAGUUGCGAAAGCAGCACGCCAGUGUGUUCAUACAUGGUGCAUUCAAGAUUGUUGAUGGAAAGCAUGAGAAGAUUUUCAGCUAUCUCAAGAUCAGUACGGACGAGCAACAAAGGGCUCUCGUGAUCCUCAAUUUCACCACUGCAUAUGUUCCUUUGUCAGAGGAACUGGUGACAUUGUCAGCCAUAACGAGAAUGCAGUUUCUGGCCGGAAGCUAUCCAGAGCCAGCAACAGAAUCGCAGGUUCUGAGGCCAUACGAAGGGAGAAUCUACGUCUCCUAUCAGCCAGACACGAAAGGAGUCUGA